Ostreococcus tauri is the source of this 1986-nucleotide messenger RNA. Its product is annotated as P-loop containing nucleoside triphosphate hydrolase. The transcript has a single exon. The coding region runs from base 1 to 1986 and encodes 661 amino acids. Gene Ontology annotation, cellular component: Golgi stack. Gene Ontology annotation, molecular function: ATP hydrolysis activity; ATP binding. Lineage: Eukaryota; Viridiplantae; Chlorophyta; Mamiellophyceae; Mamiellales; Bathycoccaceae. Gene Ontology annotation, biological process: intra-Golgi vesicle-mediated transport; Golgi to plasma membrane protein transport; SNARE complex disassembly. The record is from RefSeq and is a predicted model, not a curated record.
AUGCGUCGCGCCCUCGAGCGCGCGAGCGCACUCGCUCUUCGCCCGCUCGCCCCGGCCGGCGUCCGCGUCAGCGUCCGCGGCGUGCAGUGGAAGGCGGACGACUGGGAAAACUAUGAAUUCGAUGAACAGUCGCGAGACGCACCGAAACCGCCGGCACCGGCGACGCCGGCGCCCUGGAAGCCCGAGAAACCGAAACCGAAGAGCGGCGCACGCGGAGCGACCGCGCCCGGGAUCGCGCCCAAGCUGGAGAAGACGGGACCGGCGGCCGGGAACGCGAACACGGUGCCAGAGGUGACGGAGGCGGACCGGGACAAGCUGAGCUCGCAGUCGCACCUGGCGCGCAUGAUGACGGACGGCGCGUCGUUCGUCGAGCACGGCGUGGGUGGUUUGGAUAAGGAAUUUGCGAAUAUUUUCCGUCGAGUCUUCGCCUCGCGCAUGGUGGACGUGAACAUCGCUCGAAGGUUGAAGCUGCAACACGUCAGAGGGGUGCUCCUGUACGGGCCGCCGGGAACGGGUAAGACGCUCGUGGCGAGACAGUUGGGGAACAUGCUCAACGCGCACCCGCCAAAAAUCGUGAAUGGUCCAGAGAUUUUACAAAAGUUUGUCGGACAGAGCGAGGAGAACAUUCGCGAGCUAUUCGCUGACGCGGAGAAGGAGGCGAAGAUGCGAGGCGACAAGAGUCAGCUGCACAUCAUCGUCUUCGACGAGAUCGACGCCAUCAUGAAGGCUCGAGGUACGGGCGGGGAAACUGCGAGCGUGGUGCACGAUAACGUGGUAAACCAGCUCUUGACCAAGUUGGACGGUAUGCACGCGCUGAACAACGUGUUGAUUGUCGGUAUUACCAACCGCAAGGACUUGCUCGAUCCCGCGCUCUUGCGACCGGGUCGUUUGGAGCUUCAGGUCGAGGUCGGACUUCCGGACGCGCACGGCCGAGAGCAAAUUCUGCGCAUCCACACCAACGCCAUGGCGAGCGAGGGCUUACUCGGCGAUUGCGUUGACUUGUCGGAGCUCUCCAAGCAAACGGUGAACUACAGCGGCGCGGAGCUGAAGGGUCUCGUCGGAGCUGCGACGUCGUACUCGCUCACCAGACACAUCAAGGCGAGCGCUGAAUUCGAUCAAGCGGACAGCGCUGAGGCACCCGUGGUGCUCAUGCAAGACUUCUUGAGUGCUCUCGAGGAAGUGCCACCGGCUAUGGGCGCUGACGCCGCGACGCUCGAGGCGAUGCGCCCAGAUGGUUUCGUCGAGCUCGAGCCGGCAGCCGCGCACGGCGAAGCCGAGGAACAACUCAAAACAAUCGUCAACGCCAUGCGAGACGGUGCGACGGAUCACAUGACGUGCAUGAUCUCCGGCCCGACGGGAUCUGGUAAGACGGCGCUCGCGGCCACGGUGGCUCUUGCGAGCGAUUACCCGUACGUGAAGGUUGUCAAGCCGGACAGCGUCAUCGCCAACACGCCGGGCGGAAGUGGAACUACGGAUGACGUCCUCACCGCCGCCGUGAAGGCGUCGUUCGAGGACGCCAUGAGAUCCACGCUCAGCUGCUUGGUUAUCGAUUCAGUUGAGACACUCGUCGGCGUCGCUCCCGGUGACGGCAGCGAAGGCGUCAACGUUGCGCACCCGAAGGCCCUGGCAACGCUCAGCGCACUUUUACAGCGCAAGCCACCGCCUGGUCGCAACCUGUUGGUCCUCCUCACAACGUCGUCGCCGAAGACGCUCGAGCGCUUGGGCUUGGGAGCUGGCGGCAUCAUCGACGCCGACGUGGUCGUUCCCACGCUCACCACCGAUCAAUCUGCGAGCGCUUUAGUCUCUGUCGGUGCAUUCGCCGACGUCUCCGCCGCGCGCGAGGCCGUGACGUCGCUCGGUCGCGACACCGUUCCCAUCAAGUCGUUAUUAUCCACGGCGCGCGUCGCCAAGGCGAUGUCCCAAUCCGGCGUCGACCUGGACGCGUGGCGUCGUGCCUCCCAGCGCACGCGUCUCGCCCGCAGCUGA